CAGCGAUUACAAGGAUAUUGAAUAUCUCGAGAUAAAACAAUCAGAAUCCGAGGAAAAGUCAUUCAUAUCUCAAGACAGAAAGCCGCUCUCGAGGUUAUUUCCGUCGGAAAAUCAAUGAUAAAAAAAGAGAAUUUGAUUACACUGAUUGAAGGAUUUUAUCAUCUCUUUGUUAACCAGUACAAAACCUUGACAAAAUAUGCGCCUGGCCUGGAACUUCCAAUAUCAUGUCCUGCACAGAACAGAAGCCUGCGCAUUCACGGUCCCAUCGAGAGAAAGAAAGUCGAGUCGUUGUUGAAGGCGGUGGAAACAGAAAAUGGUGAUCGCUCCGGAGUUCAUAUGGUCCGAAGGAGUCGAAAGGAAUUCGAUAGUUAUAUUCUUUCCUUGAUCUAUGGAAGUGAGAUCAGACAUUAUGAGAUCGUUUUCGAAAACGAAAAAUUUAGCCUCAAAAAUGGACCGAAGUUCGACGCCCUACCGGAACUCUUGGAUCAUUAUAAAACUGAACAGGCACGGUUUCCAACAAAACUCACGACGUAUUGUCCAAUACCCAAGGAAGGAUUGUGCGCGUUGUAUGAUGACCAGGUGGUUGUCGAAAUACCGUGUGUUCCCUCCACAUCACGACCUGCAAACCCUGACUAUCUCUUUGAAUACAUUGGCAAUCGACAGCUGGAGAAACUGCAUCACACCUUCACGUGCGGUGAUAUGGGCGACAGAAUUUUCAAAGCCAUGUGGUUGAAGGGGGACAUAGACGGUGUUCAGGAAGUUUUCUGCAGACGACUGGAAACAUCAAGGGCGCCCGACUUUCGUGAGAAAGUGAUUAAAGCUGGUGAGAAUAUGGCAACGUUGAUACAUCGAAAUUUGGUCCAAUUCUACGGAGUACAGUUCAACGACGAACAGAACACAUACCUCGCAUUUGAGUGGAUUCCCACUGGUACUUUGGAUGAAUAUCUAAAAAAAGAAACCGACGUGACAGUUGAAAGAAUAUUGACAUUUGCAGCACAGAUAGCCGAAGCUUGUAUGUACCUACACGAGAAGAACUUCGUUCAUGGCUGGCUUGCAGCGCACAAUGUUUUGGUCAUCAACGACGAGCAUGUUAAAUUGAGCGAUGUGUCCGUUCCUUGUCUCAGAGAGGAAGAUAUGCUAUGCGAAACUGUGAACAUAAACAGGAGCCCAUGGAAAGCGCGGGAAUGUUUUCAAGGCAGACGCUACAGUAAAGAAUCCGAUGUCUGGGCAUUUGGUAUCGUACUUUGGGAAAUGUUCAUGAAAACAGUACCAUUUCAGAAUAUGGAAGAUGAUACGAUUCUUCAAAUUUUCCAACAAGAUCGUCAUCUGGCUUAUCCAAGAUGGUGUCCUGACGAGGUCGGCAAAAUUAUGAAGUCUUGUUGGAUAACGGAACCAACGCAUCGUCCAACAUUCGCUGAAAUUGUCGUGAAGCUGCGACAAAUAACGCGCAAGUUAACUUCUCAAGAAAAAGAACGAAAAAUUCCUGAAACGUAUGACGAGAAAUUCACGAUUGAACCUCUUAACGUAAACAAGGCUUCUUCAACUCCGCCGGAUGAGUGUUUGCCACGAACUUCGUCGGGCUCGAGCAGCAACAAUGACAACAAUGACGGGGCAUCGAAGGAUAUCGGGAGCAACGAGGGAUCUUUCAGGACAGACGAUCUUGAUUUUAUCCCGGAGAAAGAACUGUCCGAGACACUUUGGUCGCCGGAGGAGAUUGAAAAAAAGAAAUAUCAAGGAAAAUUCGCGCGUCAUAAAUUGUCUGUGAAACAGCCUUCAGAGGUGUCGACGUACGACCGAAUUUUACAAAGUGAUUCGUCUUUUGAAGCAAACGAACAAACACACCUUUUGGCAUCUGAAUAUGACAGACACAUGAAUGAAACUACCACCAACGAAGUUCAAACGGCUAUAGACGACCCAAUAAAACAUCGCGCGAGAAGCAAAUAUCGAAAAUAA
Dendronephthya gigantea is the source of this 1953-nucleotide messenger RNA. Its product is annotated as tyrosine-protein kinase JAK2-like. Gene Ontology annotation, molecular function: ATP binding; protein tyrosine kinase activity. The record is from RefSeq and is a predicted model, not a curated record. The transcript is spliced from 17 exons. Gene Ontology annotation, biological process: protein phosphorylation. Bases 115 to 1953 code for a protein of 612 amino acids. Lineage: Eukaryota; Metazoa; Cnidaria; Anthozoa; Malacalcyonacea; Nephtheidae.